UACCAUUGCGCAAUCUCAACGUUUCCUGCGAUAUCCUAUCGACCUACCCCACAUUUUGAGAUGGUCAAAAAAAUUUGUUUUAAUUUUUUUGUCAGUAACAAAAUAACAAUUUAACUGUUACGAAAUACAUAAUGACUUUAAAGUAAUUUGUGAUCCACACAGAAAAGCAAUUUAAUACAAUGACAUAAAAUUAAGCUUAUCACCUUAAUUCCUAUUCACUACAUUUUUGGUACGGCUGAUAUUUUUUCAUGAGGUACAUCUAUUUCGAUUAGAAAUCGACCUCCUCCAGCUUUUCAUACCGAAAAUGCGAGCGUCCCCAAUCACGUUGUCUCCCCAUCUUGCUCUUAGGGCCGGUUUAUCAAUAUUUAGUUAAGUCGAUUUAUCUGUCGGUUAAAAUUGUAUCUAAUAGAUAACGUCGACGAAUCGUUUAUCCACCCGUAGUUUAGGGUUAUCUUUUAAAUAAAUAUGACAUUUGGAUACCCACCAGAUUGAAGUACUGGUUAAGGGUUUACCUAUUAGAUAUUGUCAAAAAGAUAUACAUACAUAAUUCAAAGGUCAAUGUCAAAAAUAAAUUAAGCUAUUGUGGUGAUGGAUAAGCAGGAGAAAGUGAAAAGAUCCUCCAAUUUUACUAAAGCAGAAAAAAACUUGCUGAUUGAUUUGGCAAACAAAUAUAAAAAUAUAAUAGAAAAUAAGAGAACCGACGCUGUAACAUGGAAACAAAAAGAUGAAUGUUGGGGUUAAAUUACUGCAAAAUUUAAUUGUUGUAGUAUUGGAAUAGUAAAUAAAAACGUUGAAAUAAAACAAAUAUAAAAUAAUCUCAAUUCAUGGCUUUAGCCAAGAACUACAAAACAACUGCGAAUGAAAUAUGAUGGGAUAAAAAAGGAAAUAAAAAUUAUUCUGCGCACAAAAAUUACUUAAAAGGCACGGGUGGUGGAAAGCCAAUGAAAGAACCAGUUCCAUCCACCGAAAGUGAAAAAGAACUUACAGACAAAUGUAACAAAGGACGUCACAGAAGAAGACGUUAUGUGCCACUGGAAUGAAUUUGAAGUUGCAAUGCUACAAACCGAAAAACAUCCGGCAUUACAACUUCAAAGUAAUUUCCAGGAUAACACUUCUUCUUCUUUGGAAACACAAAAUAUUCCUCCAAACACUAUAUCAGAAGUAGAGAUUACCCCAAUCAUAGAAGUAAUUCCUUCGGAAGUUAUUACGCAAAAACAAUGUCAAAAUGAAAAUGAGUUGAGAAAAUGGUCGAGCCGUAGGAGACCUGUUAUUAAAAAAAGUUGUAACAAAUCUAUAUCAACGCAAUUUGAAAAGUUGGUAGAACGAAAGGAAAGCUUAUUAACAGCACUCACAGAACAGUUCAGUAAGCAAAAUAUUUGGGCAGAAGAAGAGCAUAAAAUAAAGCUGGAAAUACUUAACAUACAAAAAGAACAAGAAGCCGUAAAAUUACGUACACUUCAAAUGGAAUUGGAAAUAGUAAAAUUGAAAUUUCCUCAAUAUCAAUCUGGGGAUUAGAUCGCCAUUGGAUUUUUUUUAUAAUUUGUUAUAUUGUUAUAACAUAUAAGUGAUAUUUGAGUAUAGUAUUUUUUAUUUAAAUUCAACUAUUUAUAGACAACGUAUUUGUUAAUAAACAACAAUCCA
Onthophagus taurus is the source of this 1641-nucleotide messenger RNA. The record is from RefSeq and is a predicted model, not a curated record. NCBI's taxonomy places the organism in Eukaryota, Metazoa, Arthropoda, Insecta, Coleoptera, Scarabaeidae.